ACCAACCAACUCCCCGGGAAGGAAACCAACAGAGAGCAUCUCUCUCGCCUCGCCUCGCCUCCCCUUGCGUUCGAGCCCUUCCUUGCAUUGCUUUCUCCAUGAGAUUCCCUGGACUCCUCCUCCUCCACCUCCUGGACCUCCCCCAUCCUUAUAAGCCACCGCAAGCGCAGCCCCGGAAGGAACAGGAAGGCGCGAGACCGUUUCUUGGGUGUGGGUAGCUGUGGCGCUGGUGGUGCGGUGAGCCUUGUCGUUCGGUGGGAGGCAAGAAGGGGCGGCGGCGGUGCAGCGAUGCCGCGCCGCGCGAGGGCGACACGCGGCGGCGGCGAGGAUGGGGAGGAGGUGAAGGUCGAGGAGGACUUCGUCGACUCGGUUCUGAACUUCGGCGCGGGUGGCUGGGGCGAGGAGGGCGACGACGGGGAGGAGCAGCAGGCGGCGGCGGCGGCGCCGGCGGCGGGGAAGGAGUUCAAGUCCAAGAACCUGGUGGCCGAGCGGAAGAGGAGGGGCAGGCUCAACGGCAACAUCUUCGCGCUCAGGGCGGUCGUGCCCAAGAUCACCAAGAUGAGCAAGGAGGCUACCUUGUCGGACGCGAUCGAACACAUCAAGAAUCUUCAGAACGAGGUUCUCGAGCUGCAGCGCCAGCUCGCCGACUCGCCGGGUGAGGCGUGGGAGAAGCAAGGCAGCGCGUCGUGCUCUGAAUCCUUCGUCCCCGCCGAGAACACCCAUUACCAGGGUCAGGUGGAAUUGAUUUCUCUGGGGCCAUGCAAGUAUAACUUGAAGAUCUUCUGGACCAAGAGGGCAGGCCUCUUCACCAAGGUGCUGGAAGCACUCUGCAGCUACAAAGUGCAAGUGCUCAGCCUGAACACCAUAUCAUUCUACGGCUAUGCAGAGAGUUUCUUCACCAUCGAGGUGAAUGGUGAGCAGGAUGUUGUGAUUGUGGAGCUGAGGAACCUUCUUUCCAGCAUUGUGGAGGUUCCAAGCAUCUGAGACGCUCUGACUACAAUAAACUCACAGAGCUCGUAUUAGAGUGCACACAUAUGUUUCUCAUAUCUGGAAGAAAUAAUUCCAGUAGCAGGGUCUCUGUGUAGGGAGAAUACAACGGUACAUGUCUGACUGAAUGACUGACUGAUAAAACAUAAGAAAGAAAAGGACUGAAUGGUGUGCUGAAUUUGAACAGAGCGGCACAAUGAACUUGCCGUUUCUGAACCGCGUCUCUGUUCAUUGCAUCUUCUUGACGAAAUGGAUGUUUGAUUCGCUGUUAUUUUCAGUUAGGCUCUUGAACUUGCCCCUGGUGAAGUGUUGAUUUAAUACAGGUUAUCGUUCUACCGGGUGGUUAAUAAAUUAUUAAUCGGAUUAAAA
Messenger RNA from Oryza brachyantha (malo sina), 1356 nucleotides. RefSeq names its product transcription factor UDT1. Gene Ontology annotation, cellular component: nucleus. Lineage: Eukaryota; Viridiplantae; Streptophyta; Magnoliopsida; Poales; Poaceae. The transcript has 4 exons. Bases 289 to 984 code for a protein of 231 amino acids. Gene Ontology annotation, molecular function: sequence-specific DNA binding; DNA-binding transcription factor activity; protein dimerization activity. The record is from RefSeq and is a predicted model, not a curated record. Gene Ontology annotation, biological process: regulation of DNA-templated transcription.